This is a messenger RNA of Cokeromyces recurvatus, 444 nucleotides long. RefSeq lists its product as uncharacterized. Bases 1 to 351 code for a protein of 116 amino acids. The transcript has 3 exons. The record is from RefSeq and is a predicted model, not a curated record. NCBI's taxonomy places the organism in Eukaryota, Fungi, Mucoromycota, Mucoromycetes, Mucorales, Mucoraceae.
AUGGAUCCUUAUUUAUAUCUUGUAGAGAACGGGUUACUUCGCGACAGGAACAGAGUGCAUGUCAUGGUUGCUAUUCAUACUUCCACCACAGAAAACUAUAGCUCACAAACCAUUGUUAAUGCUGAGUUUCCUCCACUUAACGGACUAGCUUCUCAAAAUCUUGAUAAUUCAAACUCCCAGGUCCCCUGGCGCAAUCCCAACAAGGUAGCUGCAUUAAGGCAGUCUAUGUAUCUCAACCGUCAGAAAAAUCGAAUUCGCAAGGAAGAAGCAGCAGCUCGUUUCUUCCAACCACCUUCCAAUAAUCAAGGCUUCCAAUAUCUAUACAUGUUGUAUGGGUUAGGACAGAAAUAAAUCGUGAGACACAGGCACAAAAAGAUAUCGAAGACAUCAUUCGAUAGCCUAAGUAAUUCUCUAUCAAGCCAUUACCAAAAAUAGUAAUAUAAU